AUAAAUAAUUACAAAUAGUUUUUAAUUACCAUUAAAUAAAUAAUAAGAAAUAUUUUAGAUCAAUCCAAACAAAGGGUAAGUAAACGUUGUUUAGAUUAAGCCAAACAAUGGGUAUCUGCCGAAUGGGUGCUUUUUUAAAUUUCUCAUAUUCUCUUCUUCUUUCCUUUAUACAAUAUAUUGUUUUCCCUGUUACUCUCUAUCAGGAAUUAUGGCUUCUUCUUCUUCUUCUUCUUCUUCCUUGAUCCCUCUUCAAUCGAAGAAUUACGAUGUGUUCAUUAGUUUUAGAGGUGACGAUGUCCGCCUUGGUUUUCUCAGCCAUUUGCGUGAAGCUUUUAUCCAAAACGAAGUCAAUGCCUUUGUGGAUGAAAAACUUGAUAGAGGAGAAGAGAUCUCAUCCUCCCUCUUGGAAAUAAUUGAACAAUCACGCCUUUCUGUGGUCAUUUUCUCUGAAAAUUAUGCUUAUUCUCCCUGGUGUAUGGAUGAACUUAUGAAGAUACUUGAGUGCAAGAAAGACAUGAGACAAUUGGUUUUACCGGUUUUCUACUGUGUAGAUCCAACCCAUGUUCAAGAACUUACAGGUAACUUUGGAGCUGCACUUGCUAAGCAUAGGGAAGAUUUCAAGAACUCUUUAGACAAGGUGGAGAGCUGGUGCCAAGCUUUGAGAGAAAUUGCUGGGAUGGCAGGGUUGGUUUCCCAUAACAUUAAGCCUGACUCCGAGCUAAUUAAGGAAAUUGUCAAACACAUUUCAGAAAAAUUAAAUGAUGGGGUUCCAAGUGAUUCUUAUGAUAAAGGGUUAGUAGGAAUUGAUUCCCGUGUCAAGGAUGCUGAAUCCUUAUUAUGCCCGAGUCCAUGCGCGAUGCUUUGCAAAUGUCGUGAAAAGUUUGAAAAGUGCGGACGGAUGUCAGAUUUAAAGGAAAUCCUUUUUCAAGUAUUAGGAAGGGAAACUUGUAAUUUAGGUCUGUCCACCAGGAGACGGUUGUCACGAGAAAAAGUUCUCUUUGCUCUUGAUGAUGUGAGUGAUUCAGAUCAAAUAGAACGUUCCAUGGGAAAUCCAGCUAUGUACGGUCCAGGGAGUAAAUUCAUUAUAACAAGCAGAGAUAAACAGCUGCUUAGGAACAUGGAGGCUCAGAUAUAUGAAGUUGAGAAAUUGAAUGACUGUGAAGCUUCUUGGCUUUUUGGCUUCCAUGCCUUCAAACAAGAUAAUGUAGGAAAAGAAUAUAUGGUGUUUUCAAAGAAGGCAGUUAAAUAUGCUCAAGGCAAUCCAUUAGCCAUUAAAGUUUUGGGUUCCAAUUUAUAUAGUAGAAGUGUGAAAGAAUGGGCAGAUGAAUUAGAAAAAUUGGAAGGUACAUCUGAUGAAAAAGUUCAGAGAAUAUUGAGACUAAGUUAUGAUGCUCUAUCUGCACAUGACAAGGAAAUUUUUCUUGACAUAGUGUGCUUCUUCGAAGGGAAAGAUAAAGUUCGUGUUGAAAAUAUACUGGGUACCCCUGGCUCAAUAAUUGGAAUCAGUCGUCUAGCUGAUAUGUCUCUUAUUUCUAUUGCAAAUAACAAGUUACAUAUUCAUGACUUGCUGCAACAAAUGGGCAAGGAUAUUACUUGCGAGGAAAAACAGAUUGGACAACGUAGCAGACUGUGGCAUCCUAAGGAUAUAUAUUACCUGUUGACAAGAGCUGAGGGGACUGGAGCAAAUAAAGGUAUAUCGCUGGACAUGUCCAAUAUCAGAGAGGUGGAACUAAGUCCUACGGUCUUUGAGAGAACGUACAAUCUCAAGUUUCUCAAGUUCUCUCUGCUCAAGACUACCAAACAGAGUUAUCGUGACCGGUAUCAAUGCCCUUUGAAAUAUGUGCCAUUGAGUUCAUGUGCUGAGAAUCUUGUUGAUCUUUGCCUGACUAAUAGCAAAAUUAGGGAACUUUGGAAUGGAGUUCAGCAUCUUGGAAAUUUGAAAUAUGUUAACCUCAGCUUCUCUAAGGAUCUAAUCAGAAUUCCAGACUUGUCUGGAUGCCCAAAUAUUGAGGUUCUUGAUUUGUAUACAUGUACAAGUUUGGUUGAAAUUCCCCCAUCUAUAAAAUGUUUGAGCAAACUUACUUCACUGUGUCUAACAAGUUGUGCAAGUCUUUGCGAUUUACCGAGCUUGCUUCAUUUGAAAAGUCUUGAGGUUCUUUUCGUACAGGAUUGCCCAAAAAUCAUAGAGUUUCCAGUGGUUCCAUGUGAUAUAAGGGGUUUAAAUAUGGGUAGAAAUGCAAUAGAGCAAGUGCCCUCAUCAAUUGGGGGUCUCUCUCAUCUUUAUUUGUUGGAUUUGGGUUGGUCGACGGGGCUUGAAAGUCUUCCAGACAGCAUUUGCAAUCUCAAAUCUCUCAGAGAAUUUCGUAUCGGUCGCUGUGGGAACCUAAAGGAACUUCCGGAGAACUUGGGGAAUUUAGAAUCUCUAGAGAGGCUUUUAGCAGAUGGCUCUGCUAUAAAAGAAUUACCAGACAGCAUUUGCAAUCUGAAAAAACUUGCGACAUUAUCAGUUGAGAGAUGCGUGAAUCUCCUUGGUCCGCAAAGAAACUGGGAAUUUAAAGUCUCUAGAGAAUCUUUAUGCCAUUGGUAUCGAAUCUCUAAAGGUGCUUGGGCAUAUGGUAAUCGUAUAAAAGAAUUACCGGACAGCUUUGGCAAUCUGAAACAACUUACGUGGUUGACAUUUCGAUCACGUAGUUCUGCAUGUACCGCCAGAGAGCUUUGGGAAUUUAGAAUCUUUGGGGCGUACACGGCAUCUGCUCGUAUAAAAAGACUACCAUCUUUGACAGGGUUUCCUCUUCUAGGGGUGGCUAAUCUAGAUUUUUGUGGCCUGCUAGAAUUUCCUAGCACUCUUUGCCAUAUAGUGUCAUUGAAAGAAUUGUACAUUGGUGGAAAUAAUUUCGAGACAAUACCAGAUACCAUCAAAAAACUUUCAAGACUAGUUCAACUUGAAUUAAGUGAUUGCAUGAGACUAAAAUAUUUGCCAGAGCUUCCAUCUCUCAGCAUAUUAUCUGCAAAUAAUUGCACUUGUCUUGAAUCAGCAUCCUGUUUAUUCCAACUCCAGAGUAUUAAAGCUUUACAAUUUGGCAACUGCAUCAAUUUGGAUGGGGAUGAAUGUAGUAAAAUUGUGGACCAUUUAUUGGCAACUCCUUGGCAGAGGGAAGUGGCGUUAUGUUUCCCUGGAAGUGAAGUGCCACAAUGGAUCAAGUAUCAGAAUGACUCUGGAUCUUCUUUCUUUUUGUCAUUUAGACAACUGGAGCAGGGGAAAUCUACCUGUUUCACAUUUUGUGCUGUUUUUGAUCCCAAAGUUUGUCAUCCUUAUCAUUUCCAAAGAAUUGGAUGCACAGUCCAUUUCAUAAACGAGUCUGGACAUAGCCAAUAUCAAUUUGAUCACUAUUGGGAUGAAAAGAAUUUUCUUGUUGGUUACGAUAGGACAGAUAGAAUGGUUGUUCAUUCAGAACACAUCUUCUUUUGGCGUUCUUCUCUUAAUUUCAUACAGAAUAGCAUGGUCUUUCAAUUUUUUGUUGAAGAUAUUAAAAAACGACGCAGUUACAAUGGGAUAGUUAAGUGUUGUAUCCAUCUAGAGGAGGAGGAGGAGCCUCCCCUUAAAAGACUGAAACAUGGCGAUGAACAACCACCUCAGGUUACUUUUAAAGCGCUGGGCGGUGGAUAUGAUUUCUCUCUUGACAUAAAUACUCUCACUCGCUAAUAAUCGCCAAAGAACAUGUCAUUUUCCUCUCCAAAUGGAAUGGAUGAUAGGAAGAUAUGUUUCUUGUCCUCAAUUCUCGCUUACAGGGAAGUGUGCAAACCUAUGUUUCUAAGGUCCUUCAAUUGCAAGGAUGCAAAAUGAAUGCGGACUGGUUUCAGCAGAGCCAAGGAUUAUGUGGGAUAAAUCAUUUACAAUCAGAGUGUGAGAUAGAUGUUCAAUUGAUUGCUUGUCAAGAAAGCAUUUCUUUGAUAGGAAGAAUCCGCAUUGCCAGAGCUAAUACAUUAGGAAUUGCAUACAUAACUUUGCUUAGAAAUUUUAUUUAGUAUUCACUGGAGCAAGAAGAAGAUAAAGGGUUAAUGUAAUCCUUAGUCCUAGCUACUAAAUAACUUGAUUAACCAUUUUGGAUCAGGUGAUUUAAGGAUGAAAGUUAUUUAAGUCAGUUAAGUCAGUUGGGCUAGGGUGUUUAUUAUUAUUAUUAUUUUGCAGGUUAGCCAGCAUGGUUAAGGGAAUACUUUGAGCGCA
Molecule: messenger RNA, 4225 nt
Organism: Hevea brasiliensis (rubber tree)
Lineage: Eukaryota; Viridiplantae; Streptophyta; Magnoliopsida; Malpighiales; Euphorbiaceae
Product: disease resistance protein RPV1-like
Exons: 9
Coding region: 209-3703 (1164 amino acids)
Biological process (GO): signal transduction; defense response
Molecular function (GO): ADP binding
Source: RefSeq, a predicted model, not a curated record